AUGUCAGGAAUACUCCCGGUGGACUGCUUCGCCCAGAAGCUGGAUUCCCUGCUCCAAAACGAAGCUACCCUCUUUCAAGGAACUCGCGACCAGGUCGAAGAGAUCAAACGCGAGCUGGCCGCCAUGAGGUCGUUUCUCGAGGAUUCCGACGCCGCUUCCGACAAAACCCACUCCUCCAAAUCCAAGCAAACCCAAGUCGCCCACGUCAGGGAUCUGGUCUACGACGUCGAAGACAUCAUCGACGAGUUCAUCUACCACCGCCGGAGGUACGCCGGGUAUCUCCGUACAGCUCUGUGCUUCCCUCUCUUAUUCUGGGAACGGCGUCGGAUUGCCACCAAGCUUCGCAAGAUCAACUCCUUGAUCAGGGCCAUACCGGAGAGGAAUCAGCGGUAUGAUCAAGUAAUACCACUGGAGGAAGAUCAUCAUCAUCAGAAAGAGAACGCGGCCGUGGUCAAUGCAGAGUCGGCUCUGUUUCUGAGAGAGGAAGACCUUGUUGGGAUUGAACCAUCUCGGAAACUAAUGGUCGAAUGGCUCAUCGGCGACGACGGUAGGCCCUCGCGGAGGAAGACUAUCUCGGUGGUCGGGAUGGGCGGCUCCGGUAAGACCACUCUUGUUGCAAAUGUUUUCAAAUCCCCAGCUGUGAAACGCUGCUUUGAUUGUGUCGCUUGGGUAACCGUCUCCCAGUCCUUUGUCAUUGAGGAUUUGUUAAGAAGCUUGAUUAGGGAAUUAGGGAUUCAAACUUUGGGGGAUCAAUUUAGCCAUAUUGGGUAUCGGGAGCUUGUUGGGAAGCUUGUGGGUCAUUUGGAACAGAAUAGCUAUUUACUUGUUCUGGAUGAUGUUUGGGAUGCUAAUGUAUGGAGUCAGAUCAAACUCUGGCUUCCAGAGACGGAGAACAGCAGAAGCAGAAUCAUUGUCACAACCCGGAUUCAAGACAUUGCAAUGUACUCUUCUUCCGAAGAUGGAAGUCAUGUUUACAAUAUAAAGCCGCUGGACAAGAACAAAGCAAUGGAGCUGUUUUGCAGCAGAGCGUUCUCCUCCAAGAAGAACUGCCCACCUCAGCUUCAGAAUCUCGCUAUCGACAUUGUGGAUAAAUGUCAAGGCUUGCCCCUCGCAAUUGUGUCGCUGGGCGGCUUAUUGUCAACCAAACAAUGUUCCGUAGCUGACUGGACGAUGGUGUACAACAACUUGCAGUGGGAGUUGAGCAACAACCAGAUGCUUCUGCCUAUCAAGAACAUUCUUCUGUUGAGCUACUACGAUCUGCCUUACCGGUUGAGGUGCUGCUUUCUCUACUGUUGUUUGUUUCCAGAGGAUUAUAAGAUAUGGUGCGGCAGGCUGACCAGGUUAUGGAUGGCUGAGGGGUUCGUGGAAGCGGCUGAUCAUGAUGGAUCAAUUACACCUGAAGAGGUUUCUACGGGAUACCUCAUGGAAUUGAUUCGUCGAAACAUGCUCCAAGGUGUUGAUUCAGAACUCUGGGUGAACGACAGUUCAUGCAACAUGCACGAUAUGUACCGUGAGGUAGGCCUUACAAUAGCGAAACAGGAGAAUUUCUUUCAUCGUCGUCUGUCUGUUCACCAAGCAAGUAAGGUGAAAUUGGGAGAAAUGAUCGAAUCUAUGGAGGGCAGGUCGGGGAUUCGGUCUUUAUUCUUGUUUCAUAACGAUGGAUGCAGUAGUACUGAUCCUUUCUCCUUGAGAGGAUUGAACUGCAGCCAUUUCAGAGUCCUGAAGGUGCUGGAUUUGGAAGAUGUUCCAAUCGAAGAGCUACCUCGCCACAUGGAUAGCAUGUUCAACUUGAGGUUCUUGAAUUUGUUUGGCACUCCACUGAAGAUACUGCCCAACUCAAUAGGGAAGUUGCAGAACCUGCUGACUCUAGACAUCAUGCACACAAAAAUCGAGACUCUUCCUAAGGGAAUCAUGGAGUUGCAGAAACUACGUCACUUGGCUCUAGGCGGAGUCCGACGCCCCAUCUCAAAGGAGUACAACGUCAUGGAUGGUGUAAAGCUUACUCCAGGAUCAAACAUUGGCAAUCUGAAGAACUUACAGUCACUACGCUUGGUGAAAGCCAGUGGAGAUUUGAUUAAGCAACUGGGUUCAAUGAGACAGCUAGUGGUUCUUGGGAUCAUAAACGUUACAGGCAGGGCUCAAAUGGAUGACUUGUGCAGGUCGCUCAAGAACAUGCCUUUACUGCAGAAGUUGAGCAUAGCAGCCAACGACGAGGACGAGAUCCUUCGAUUGGAUGCACUUGGUGGCGACCAAUCAGCUCAAUCUCAAUCACAAUCUCCUCCACUAAGAAAACUUCAGUACCUCAGCUUGUACGGGAAGUUGGAGAAGUUCCCUUGUUGGGUCUCGUCCCUGCCAUGCCUUGUCGAUAUGCAGAUGCACUGGAGCAGGCUGCCGGUGGAAGAGGACCCGUUGCAGCAUUUGCAGCGACUGCCGAGCUUGAGCAAUGUUGUUCUUAACAACGCGUACCAAGGGAGUGAGCUGAGGUUUCCUAGAGGGUUUGACAAUCUGAGGACGAUGGCUUUGAGGAAUUUCGAAAGCGCAGAAGGUAUGGUAAUAGAGGAAGGAGCCAUGCCGAUUAUCGAGAUGUUGCAGAUUGCUAAUUGCUUGAACCUGAAGACUGCACCAGAAGGGAUACAACGUUUGAGUGUGCUUGAAGAGUUGAGACUUGAAAAUGUUGCAGCUGAUCUUGUCAAGCGCAUUCGUGGACCAGAUCGUUGCUACGUUCAGCACAUCCCUCUUGUUCGACAUUCCCCCAUUAAGAAGAAAGAAAAGAUCUCGACCUUGUUUGGUUAUAUGAGGGACCGGCGGUACGAAUAUUCGAGGACACGGUCACGCUCACCGCCUUCAUCACCUCCUCCGUCGAGUCGGGGAAGAGACCGCGAUUUUGGAGAGAACUGGCGUUUUCCGACUACCUCCUACCAGGCUCCACCUGGUCCGCCAUGGCCCGAGCGGGACCCACCGUCCAGACCGCAUCCUGGGUUCGUUCCCCGGCGAGGGAUCGAUUACGAUAGCCUUAGGUCUAGGACUAGGACUAGGAACAGGUCUAGGUCGAGGAAUAGGUCUAGGUCUAGGUCCAGGUCUCGGUCUAGGUCCAGGUCUCCGAAGCGAUGGGCGGCGAGUCGGGAACCGCAAAGAAUCGACGGCAACUACAGGCGUUUCUCCGGUUGGAACCCCACGUCAACAGAUUUGGGUAUUGGGUCAAGCAGGCGGCGGGAAUACGAUAGAUUGUAUCCUGAGGACAGGUAUGGUCGUGAGGAAAAGCUGUCUGUGCCGUUCAGCGAGACGAUUCCAAGGAGGGAACCUGCUUUCUCGAAUUUUCAACGCGACAACCUAUUGGACGAUGACAAUGGUAACCCUAGCAGACCCACCAUUACAAGUCCAGGUCCGGCGGUGUAUAGAGAGGUUCCUGCGAAUCACUUCAGCAGGCUCUCUGAUUCUGUUGGCGUGGCUCGAAUUCCUGUCGAGACAUAUAGAAGAGAUAGGCCAAGAACUCAUUAUAAUUACAUUGGCUUGCCACCCACCAGCAAUGUGAAGAACUAUGACCAGCUCAGGGAUGGUGGUGGCUAUGGAUCUCCUUUGGGGGGAAGAGGAAGCUAUGCAGAUUCAAUUUUGAAUAAGAGUCAAGGAAAUGGGAGGGAGGCUUUAAGCAAUCCAGCUAAUUUUCAGCAAAGGCGCAUCGUUGGAGCAGACGAUGACGUCGAAGAUGAUUUGUAUUACAGGAGCACUCAUUUUAACUAUGGGAGAGAAGGGCACACCAAUGACAGAGAUUUUGAGUCUGACCAGGGAAUUGGAAAUCAUGGUUUAGAACGAAAUGUGGGUUCCAUUCCUUCAGGAGGCGAUUUGCAGAGAGUAAGAUCACCUUGUGAAGGUGUAUAUAGGAGCAGAGGUGUUCACCAACCUGUCUAUCCGCAGGAGGAGGUGGGUGUUCAUGGUCAGCUGGAAUUCUUUCAGGGGAGGAGUAGUGUGGAGUUAGAAGGUACUCAAGAGCAUCCAGGAAGUUUGUUUUUUCAUGAUGAGAAUCUAUUGAAUGAGGAUGAUGACCUGAGCAUCGGAGAUCAAGAUUGGGACUACAACGACAUUGAUGAUUCCUUACUCUUGGAGGAUUUAGAACUAAGGCAUACAGGACGGAUUUAUGGUAGCAACAGCCUUCAAGAAUCAUUGCUGUCAAAGAGGCAUGGGGGGAGAGGGAGUUAUGGCAACAACAAUCGUCAAGAACCAUUAGCAUCUCAUCAUUUCCUGCCAUCAGGACAAUGGCAUUCAGGGAAGCAUGUCAAAGCUUCUAAAGCAAACUUAGAGAAGCGCCUGGGCCCUGUUCAAAGUGUGAUGCAGCGAUUAGGACCAAGGUUGGGGCAUCCUGCUAAGCAACAAGCAUCUUUCCGUGCUGCAAAAGUUAAGGAGCGUUUGGGGCCUGCCAUAAAACCGGUGAAGAAAUCUGGAGAGGAUCGAAAUGCGGUUAAGCAGCUUCCCUGGAUGAAGAUUCGUGAAAAGGGACGUCAGGGGUCUUCUGAAGUAACCAUGAGCAAUCAAUCAUUAGAAAUGAAAGAGAAGGACAUGAAGUCUGAACCCCAGGAGAACUCUGAGGAGUUCAUCCAGCUCGUAAAUACUGCUUUCUUGAAGUUCUCAAAAUCUUUGAAUGAAAGUUCAGCCAAAAGGAGAAAGUACACAGAGCAUCAUGGAGAUGGUAUGUUGAGAUGCAGUGUAUGUGGCAGUGACUCCAAAGAUUUUGUGGACACAUUAAGCUUGGCACAACAUGCGUUUACGUCAUCUAAAGUGGGUUCCAGAUCGGAGCAUUUAGGUUUCCACAAAGCCCUUUGCUUGCUGAUGGGUUGGAUGUGGAACAUUGAUGAAGUCCUAAAAAAUGGUCCUUGGGUAAGGCAGAAAUUGCCCAAUGCAGAAGCUUCAUUACUCAAGGAGGACCUAAUCCUCUGGCCUCCUAUUGUCAUCAUUCAUAAUGUUUCCAUAUCAAAUGGAAUUUCCAAGAAGCGUAUCAUUGUAAGUAUUGAAGAGCUCCGGUCUGUUCUCAGAGGCAAGGGAUUCAGUCACUCGGUUAUCAACAUCUGUAGGGGGAAAGCUGCAAACCACAGUAUUAUGGUGGUAAGUUUUGCCGGCACAUUUUCUGGGCUGCAAGAAGCUGAGAAGCUUCACAGACUCUACGCUGAGAAUGGACACGGGAGAUCCGGAUUACAAGGAGUCAGUACAAGAACCGGCAGCAGGGAAGGCGACAGCAGGGAUGGCGGCAUCAGGGAAGGCGACAGCAGUGAUGGCGGCAUCAGGGAAGGCGACUGCAGGGAAGGCGACAACAAGGAUGGCGGCAUCAGGGAAGUCAACAGCACGGAUGGCGACAUCAGGGAAGGCGAGGACGCUGUAUUAGGCUCUCUAGUGGACGCAGUGGAAGCAGUUCUAUAUGGGUAUUUGGGGAUAGCAUGCGACUUGGAUAAGCUAGACUUUGAUAUGAAGAAGAGAUGUGUGGUGAAGAGCAAAAAGGAGAUAGACACAAUUGCAGAUGCCCCUGUCGGGGGUUAAGCAAAGGUUAAUCUAGACUUCUCUUAUCAUUUUGGUCUGUGCAAUGCCCCUCGUACGGUAAGUACGCAAGAUACGCAUCGACAGUCGGUCAAGUCGAUAACUUUGGUUCGACUGGCAAAGCAGAAUGGGUGGAAGAGUUUAUAUGAUUGUCUCUGCCACCACCUAUGCAUUUUGGCAAAUACCGGACAGAUAGAGGAGAAAUAGAUUCGAAGAACACUGAUAUUACUCGCGAUCUUUGCUUGUUAGGUUUUUGUUUAGUUUUAGAAGGCGGUAUCAGGAACUUUUGGGGAGAAUCGAAAAGGGAUCAACCAAUGUGCUUUCUUGGAAGGGCUACCUCAGACUUGUGACGGGUGAUGGGAGAUUGGGAAGAAGGGUGUGGCGCCAGCUUUCUCAAAGUUCAGUUUGCUUGAUUGAAGUCUCAAAGUUCAGUUUGCUCUGCACAAAGUCUGCAUUUUGUGUAUGGUGAAUGGGAAGACCACAAUGUUGUUGGAGUACCCAGAACUCGUGAGUGAAUCUUUACAUACAUCUUUUUGUAGAUCCUGCCAUACCAUACCUUUUGCCCUUUUCUUUUGCUCUUCUUCAGCCCUACGACAUUGGGAAUCUCCCCUUUUCUCUUGUUAAUACGUCCGUCAAUAUUUAGGCUGAAAGAAUUGGAGCUGGAAACUAAUCCUACUUUUCGUUCUGUGCAAUUUCAUUU
Linum tenue is the source of this 6220-nucleotide messenger RNA. The record is from the annotation of a GenBank genome assembly. Lineage: Eukaryota; Viridiplantae; Streptophyta; Magnoliopsida; Malpighiales; Linaceae.